CAGACUUACUUAUACCAUCAAAUUAUUCUUUAUGUCUUCGGACACUUACAUGUAGUUUUAUAAAACUCCGUAGAACAGUUCUGGUCUGGCAUGUAGGCGGACAGCUCUGCAGCGGGGUCCUAGGAGGAACAGGAAGAGAAAAUGACGGUUCAUAACUUGUACAUCUUUGACCGCAAUGGAAACUGUUUGUAUUAUAAUGAAUGGAACCGCAAGAAGCAGGCGGGGAUCUCCAAGGACGAGGAAUAUAAACUGAUGUAUGGGAUGCUGUUUUCCAUCCGCUCCUUCGUCAGCAAGAUGUCUCCACUGGACAUGAAGGAGGGGUUUCUGUCCUUCCAGACCAGCAGGUAUCGUCUCCAUUACUAUGAGACUCCCAGUGGACUGAAGUUCGUCAUGAACACGGAUCUGUCAGUGAGCAACGCUAGAGAGACGCUGCAGCACAUCUACAGCAACGAGCACCACGAUGAUGAUGCAGCACCUGAAACAGAAACACGUUGGAGUCUCUGAUGAGGAUGAAGGAGCUCAACAGCAGCCAACAAUGACAGGCUUCAUGAUGAGAAAGACAUCAUGUCCACUGCAGCAAGCAUCUGUCCUGACUGAGAGCAUCCUCAACAUCAUGCUCACUGGCAUGAGGCUUCUGUCGAUGGUUGAAGACGAAGGCUUCACUACAAUCAUCUUUUUUGCUCUGUCAGUCCAAAUCUUCCAUUUCUGAAUAAAGCGGCGGAAAUUACAAAUGUGUCGUUUUUUUAAUCCGAUUCAUCGAUUAAUCGAAAAAAAUAAUCAACCGAUUAAUCGAUUAUUAAAAUAAUCGUUAGUUGCAGCCCUAGCAACGUGUCUAGACUGACUGUUGACGUGUCCUGAGUGA
Amphiprion ocellaris (clown anemonefish) is the source of this 862-nucleotide messenger RNA. It is a transcript of the gene trappc1, whose product is annotated as trafficking protein particle complex subunit 1. NCBI's taxonomy places the organism in Eukaryota, Metazoa, Chordata, Actinopteri, Pomacentridae. Gene Ontology annotation, biological process: endoplasmic reticulum to Golgi vesicle-mediated transport. Gene Ontology annotation, cellular component: TRAPP complex. The coding region runs from base 142 to 504 and encodes 120 amino acids. The transcript has 6 exons. The record is from RefSeq and is a predicted model, not a curated record.